AUGACGGCCGAAGGGUCGACAAACAUGUUCCAGCGGCAGCGCCAGAGGAGAUUCCAUCGGAGGUCACGUAAUGGAUGUGCAACAUGUAAAGCUAAACAUAUACGAUGUGACGAGAGAAAACCGCUUUGCACAUUUUGUCUUCGACAUGGUGGAUCUUGUCAAUACCUAACCGAAAGCAACUCAAGCUCCACGAAUGCACCAACCACACAAAAGCCUGUAUCCACAAACGAAGAGCCUCUUGACCCAACCAUAGCAGGGAGCUUGGCUCCCAUUCAUAUCCAUGAUAUCUCGAUGGACCCUUUUGUUGGCACUCAGUAUGAAAUGCCCUAUAAGUCACGGCCUCUCUUCUAUCUGUUUGCUAGCACCCGCGUGUUAUAUAGAUCUCGUGUCGAAAGGAAUCAAGACUCGUUUCUUGUACAUCGAGCUUUAUCACACCCAGGCUUUCUUCACGCUGCUUUGCUCCUGACGACCUUACACUGGGCCUGGCAUACAGGGGAUGUAGAGCAGUUUCGUGUCCCAUAUCUUUACCACAAGGUGCAAGCUAUUCGAUUCGUCAAUGAGCAGCUGCAAAACCCGGAAACCGCUGCUAGCGAUGGUACCAUAGCCGUGGUGGCGAGUCUCGCAGUUAUGGAGAAUUCGCUCGGAUCAACCGAAGCGGUAUCCUCACAUUUGCAAGGCCUUGCAAGGAUCAAGGAACUACAAGGCGAGGAAAGACGGCCCAAAAACAUGGGUCUCCUGCAGCGCAUGAUAGCCAUGGCAGCUCGGAGCGUGUCAAGCCGGCCGGUCUGGGACAUGCUGAACAUCAGCCGCACGGAUGAUGUGCACCAAUCAGUCAUCAUUUCACUUCUUCGCAUAGCAUUGCGGCCCAUCUACAGCAUACCUACUCUUAGCGGCGUCGAGGACCCCGAAGAACCGUUAGCAGAGGUUCUCGCAAAGAAGACGCCACAUCCCCGCACAAGCGAUAUCCAUACGAUACCAACACAUAGGACGGUUGAUACUAGUAGAUCGGAGUUUCUCACUUGCUACUUUUACCUCUACAUGAUACUCCGUGAAAAUAACGUGGACUCGUUCCUCGUAGAAUGGUUCAUAGAACAGCUGCUGGCUGAUGUGUGUCGUACCGAGGCCCUUAUGCAGAAAGGUCAAUAUAGCCAGUCGCUCUGGUUCUGGACAGUCAUGUUCGGGGCUUGUGCAGCCCACACGACCAAGAACUACUCGGACUCAGAACAGUCUCACAUGAAGAUGCUGAAGAAUAUCUAUCUCGACAAGAUUAGCUUAGUCAGCCAGCUCUUGAGGAUAAGGAAUUGGGAAGGGGCAAAAUCGAUACUACGACUUUUUGCUUGGGAGGAUAGCUUUAACGGGGAGUCAGAAGUACAAAUGAUUUGGGAGGAAGCAGUGUGGGGAGACAAUGGGAAACGACCUAGAACGAAACAUAUGGAUUAUACAGUAGCCUUGCGUCCGGGCGAGACGGGCAUAGCAACGUGAACAAGGGGGGUAAUAAGAAGAGAGAACUGCGAAAUAAGACAACGUGUGAUACGAGGCCGGCCCGCAAUGGCCACGAAAAACACCGAAGAGCCUGAACGUCCAGCCCAGACCUGGUGGGCUCCA
This is a messenger RNA of Xylaria bambusicola, 1605 nucleotides long. RefSeq lists its product as uncharacterized. The coding region runs from base 1 to 1482 and encodes 493 amino acids. The record is from RefSeq and is a predicted model, not a curated record. Gene Ontology annotation, molecular function: zinc ion binding; DNA-binding transcription activator activity, RNA polymerase II-specific. Gene Ontology annotation, biological process: regulation of transcription by RNA polymerase II. The transcript is spliced from 7 exons. Lineage: Eukaryota; Fungi; Ascomycota; Sordariomycetes; Xylariales; Xylariaceae.